AUGAACAUACCUAAAUCGAAAGUAGACGGAUUUUUCACCUGCCGGAAGGUUUAUGUUUGUUUUAUUAAUGAAUAGGGCUAUAAAUAAUUAAAAACUAUGGCUACCGGAGAAAUUGAUGAUAACAUUGAGGAAUGUGGUAGUGACGCCGCCGGUGGUAGAAUCGGGAGCAAGUGUGAGCCGUGUCGUCAUCGGGACAGGUCAGAGGUGGCUUCGUUGUUUUGUAAAACAUGCAAUAUAUAUAUGUGCGAUGACUGCUGUGAUGUUCACAAGGUGCACAUGAAAAACGUAGAUAGACAUCAAAUUGUGGCUGCCCUAGACGCAUGUGUCAAUUCAAAUGUCGAUAUGAGGGGACUGGAUCAGUGUUGCGAACAUAAACGAGCGUUCAUGUUCUACUGUGAAGAUCAUAGCGAUUUAUGCUGUGAGAUAUGUGCAAUUGCUCACCAUCGAAAAUGCGACGACGUCCACGAAAUAGCGAAGGUAGCUAAGAAUGUGAAAGAUGAUGAAAGGGAUAACAUACGUGAAUCCAUUGCAACUGCCUCAGAUGUUAUCCUGAAAUGCAAGAAGGACCAAAUGAACAAUGUUUCGCGAGUUGAAGAAAUCGUAAAAGAAAUUGCCAUCUACAAGGAAGACUUAUUAACGAAAAUUGAGAAAGCCAAGGCGCGAAUUGUCAGCGAAAUGGCUAACCAUAACACACAGGAAGACGAACGUCUAAAUUCGAGGAGAAAUGCGGCUGAAAACCUGAAGAAAGAACUCGACACGCACUUGACAAUGUCAGAUAGUGUUCGCGAGAAUGGAACGGAAACGGAAAUAUUCAUUCUAAACCACAUUCUUAAAAGAACGCAAUACAAGGCAGCACAGACACUGAACACUCUGUUGAAGAUUGACUACACCGCCUUAGUGGGACUAAAAAUCAUCGAAAACAUUUAAAAAAUAAAAACUACUGAUGUCGCAUU
This is a messenger RNA of Mya arenaria, 953 nucleotides long. Its product is annotated as tripartite motif-containing protein 45-like. The transcript has a single exon. Lineage: Eukaryota; Metazoa; Mollusca; Bivalvia; Myida; Myidae. Gene Ontology annotation, molecular function: zinc ion binding; ubiquitin-protein transferase activity. Gene Ontology annotation, cellular component: nucleoplasm; chromatin. Bases 97 to 927 code for a protein of 276 amino acids. The record is from RefSeq and is a predicted model, not a curated record. Gene Ontology annotation, biological process: positive regulation of DNA-templated transcription.